AGGACACCAGCAAGGUGAAUGGACGUCUGUGUUUUGUAUGUCUGGAGGAAUCUUCUCCCCCUUGGAUAACCUUUUUGACCCAGACAGUGCAAACUGCCACCCACUGGUGUGCCACUUGUGCCAUGAACAAUAUGAGCAUCCAUGUCUACUGGAUUGUUAUCACACUUUCUGCGCCAGCUGUCUACGUGGUAGAUCUGUGGAUAGCCGCCUCACAUGCCCUCUCUGUGGACAUCAGUCUAUAGUGAAAGGGAUAAACGCUCUGCCUUCAGAGGACCGUCUGCUGAAGUUUUUGGUGGAUAAUUCUGCUGACUGUGAGGAAGCGGUGCAGUGUGCCAACUGUGACUGGGAGUGCAAGAAACAGGAUGUGGAUGCAAUGUAUUAUUGCAACACUUGCAACCAGCCCCUGUGCAGAGACUGCAGAGAAGCCACCCACAAGGCCAAGAUGUUCUCAUUUCAUGAAAUCGUCUCCCUGGCCAAACGCACCAAAGAAGCCCAUAAAAAGUGUGGGCUCCAUGAGGAACUUUACAUCAUGUUCUCUACAGAAAAGAAGUCUAUGCUUUGCAUCAACUGUUUCAGAGACAUGCCAGUGGAGAGCCGAGCGCACUGCAUUGAUAUUGAGACAGCCUAUAUGCAAGGCUGUGAAAAACUGGACCAAGCCGUUUUAGCUGUUAAGGAGCUUCAGACAUCAGCACGGGAAUCCAUUAUUCUGCUAAAGGCUAUGAUUGGAGAAGUCUGGGCUAAUGUGGAUGAGGAAGAGAGUGCCAUCUGUACCCUUUUUAACAGCAUGCAGGAGAAACUAGCAGAAAGAAAGAGGGUUCUACUCAAGGCAGCUCAAAGUCAGCACGAGGAAAAGGAACGAGCUUUUAAAGAACAGCUGUCACAUCUGUCUGCACUGCUGCCGACUCUCCAGGUUCAUCUGGUCACAUGUUCUGCUUUUCUUAGUUCGGCAAAUAAAUUUGAGUUUUUAGACAUGGGUUAUCAACUGAUGGAGAGGCUAAAGAAGAUUGUAAAGUUGCCUCACAGACUAAGACCCACCCAGAGCAGUAAGAUAAACACAGAGUAUCGGUCUGAAUUCGCUCGCUGUCUGGACCCCCUGUUACUUCUGGGUCACAGAAGAUCCGUGUCCACAGCAGGAAGCGUAUCAGGACUAUCCCUGAGCAACAGUGGUGUACUGCUGCCAUCGGUGCCCUGUCACUCUCCAACAGCUAGUAAUAUGGCUCUGGGUUUGUCGGUGGUGCGAAAGCCCACCUCUCACCGCUACAUCAGCACCAAGGUCCUGCUGGCAGAAGGUGAAGACAGUGCCUUCAUGGAGCACUGCCGAAAUUAUGAGAACAGCUACAAGAGUCUGCAAGUGGACAUCCAGAAGCUUAAGGACCAUGUGCAGGAGAUCCAUCGAGACCUGACUAAACACCAUUCUCUCAUCAAGACCGACACCAUGAGUGAGAUCUUGGACAGAUCCGUGCAUUUGGACAAAGAGAUCUCUUCAAAAUACAGCUCUGUUGACACAAUGAGGGCUAUGUUUGAAGAGAUCUGGGAGGAGACAUACCAAAGGGUGGCAAACGAGCAAGAGAUUUAUGACGCACAACUUUAUGACCUAGUUCAGUUAAAGCAAGAGAAUUCCUACCUGACCACCAUUGCUCGGCAAAUUGGUCCCUACAUCCGCUCCAUAGCAAAGGUGAAAGAACGCCUAGAGCCCAGACUCAAAGAGCCAAAAGAGAUUAAAGAUGAUCGGACAGAGACAAUGCUGAAAAUUUAUGAGGACAGCAGCAGAACAGCAGAAAGCCAGCACAGCACUGAACUAACAUGCGCCCGUGAAGACUAUCGUACACCAAUCACCCUUUCUGAAGAGUCCAGUGCCAAAAACAAAGAGCUGUACAGGCUGAGCAAGCAGAAAUGCACAACUGACCCAGUCCACUGUGUCCCCGUGAAAUCACAGCUCAGCUGAGUGAACGCCUUGUGUAUUUAAAGUUCUGGGAAUGAUCACACAAAGAAAAGGCACUAAUAUGAACAAAAUGUGUUUCAUUCUAAUGUAUUUUAGAGCUGUGCUAUUUUUUUAAUGCUGAAUUAGAACAGAUUCUUAUAAAAGAUAGUCUGUAGAUACGCUGUAUUUGACAUUUUAGUGAUGCAGCAAUCUACUCUACGAGGGAUCUUCAAAAAGUUUCUGCACUUUUACAUUUACGCUGAAAAUGGUAAGGGGGGGAGGAGUAUUAAUUGGUCAUGUCUGAGACACUGAGAGACGCUUAUAGUCCGGAUUUAGCACCAUCUGAUUUCCACCUAUUUUGGACCUCUCAGAGAGGCUUCAAGGGGAAGAUGAUUUUCAUGUAAUGAUGUGAAAGCAGCAGUGCAUCAGUGGCUAUUCUUAAUAAAUUCUUAAUAAAAUUAAAAAUAGUGUGGAAACUUUUUGAAGAACACUUGUAAGUCUUAGUGUGUUCAACAAAGCACUACCAGGACGGCUGUCUUGUUGAGGGGGAAAAAAGCUGGUUGGGGACUUCUUGCUGCUCCAACAGUGACUUGUACUUGCUGGUAAGGCACAGACUCAAGUGGUAAAGAAAUACAGAAAGAACAGUAUCUUCCUCGAUAUACACUAUAUUGCCAAAAGUAUUCACUCACCCAUCUGAAUCAUUGAAUUCAGGUGUUCCAAUCACUUCCAUGGCCACAGGUGUAUAAAACCAAGCACCUAGGCAUGCAGACUGCUUCUACAAACAUUUGUAAAAGAAUGGGUCGCUCUCAGGAUCUUAGUGAAUUCCAUUGUGGUACCAUGAUAGGAUGCCACCUGUGCAACAAGUCCAGUUGUGAAAUUCCCUUGCUACUAAAUAUUCCACAGUCAACUGUCAGUGGUAUUUGGUAUUAAAACAAAGUGGACGCGAUUGUGAAUGACAGCAACUCGGGGGUCAGCGGCUGCUGAGGUGCCUAGUGCACAGAGGUCACCAACUUUCUGUAGAGUCAAUCGCUACAGACCUUCAAACUUCAUGUGGUCUUCAUGUAAAGCACGCCGCCACUAGACUCUAGAGCAGUGGAGACGUGUUCUCUGGAGUGACGAAUCACGCUUCUCCGUCUGGCAAUCCGAUGGAUGCGUCUGGGUUUGGCGGUUGCCAGGAGAACGAUACUUGUCUGACUGCAUUGUGCCAAGUGUAAAGUUCGGUGGAGGGGGGAUUAUGGUGUGGGGUUGUUUUUCAGGAGUUGGGCUCGGCCCCUUAGUUCCAGUGAAAGGAACUCUUAAUGCUUCAGCAUACCAAGAGAUUUUGGACAAGUUAAUGCUCCCAACUUUGUGGGAACAGUUUGGGGACGGCCCCUUCCUGUUCCAACAUGACUGCGCACCAGUGAGUGCAAGUCCUGACCUCAACCCGACAGAACACCUUUGGGAUGAAUUAGAGCGGAGACCUUCUCGUCCAACAUCAGUGUCUGACCUCACAGAUGCACUUCUGGAAGAAGACAAACCUUGUAGAAAGCCUUCCCAGAACAGUUGAAGCUGUUAUAGCUGCAAAGUGUGGGCCGACAUCAUAUUAAACCCUAUGGAUUAAGAAUGGGACGUCACUCAAGUUCAUAUGCGUGUGAAGGCAGACAAGCAAAUACUUUUGGCAAUACAGUGUAUGUUAGGGUUGUCUGUAUGGAAAUCCCAGUGAUUGAAAAGAAGAAGUUGGUGGCUUUACACAGUUGAGGAUAAUUGCACAACUCUGGGCCUUUAUUAGCCAACCUGGGUGUUGUGCAUGAAGCAUGAAGCAGCAAAAUUACAAUAGGACUAAACUGGAAGGAAAAGCAAGUGGACACGACAUUUCUGUUCAAUGUUUAUUGGAGUUUUGUGGUAGUUUUGAUAGUGAUGUACAGGAAACUUUCGUUAACUUUUUAUAUUAUACCUUAUAUAAUGCAACAGUGCUCUCUUUCUGUACAUGAAGCAAGUGUAUAAAAUGUGAUAUAUCUGUACGUUUGACUAUAGAAAUUCUUGCAGUGUGUAUUCGGUGAAAAAGUGCAGCUUAAUUAAAGCUAGACCAGAGUGGAGAUUA
Messenger RNA from Trichomycterus rosablanca, 4001 nucleotides. RefSeq names its product ring finger protein 207b (gene rnf207b). NCBI's taxonomy places the organism in Eukaryota, Metazoa, Chordata, Actinopteri, Siluriformes, Trichomycteridae. The record is from RefSeq and is a predicted model, not a curated record. Gene Ontology annotation, biological process: regulation of heart looping; regulation of cardiac muscle contraction. The transcript has 18 exons. Bases 38 to 1945 code for a protein of 635 amino acids. Gene Ontology annotation, molecular function: zinc ion binding; Hsp70 protein binding; transmembrane transporter binding. Gene Ontology annotation, cellular component: perinuclear region of cytoplasm.